Sinocyclocheilus anshuiensis is the source of this 2302-nucleotide messenger RNA. Its product is annotated as paired box protein Pax-2a. The record is from RefSeq and is a predicted model, not a curated record. Gene Ontology annotation, biological process: regulation of transcription by RNA polymerase II; anatomical structure development. NCBI's taxonomy places the organism in Eukaryota, Metazoa, Chordata, Actinopteri, Cypriniformes, Cyprinidae. The transcript has 11 exons. Gene Ontology annotation, molecular function: DNA-binding transcription factor activity, RNA polymerase II-specific; RNA polymerase II cis-regulatory region sequence-specific DNA binding. The coding region runs from base 520 to 1836 and encodes 438 amino acids.
UUCAGUCUCAGCCCAAAGCUUCUAACAGGCACAUCCCAUUCUUGAAGAGAGGGGGACCGAGAGACACUCGCCGUGUCCAUGUUUUUUCCUGUCAUCCCCGCUCGAAUCUGACUGUACCCCUCAGACUUUACCAGAAACGCUUCUCCAUAUCGAGGAAUUUACACUGCAGUUUCAUCAGAGGACACUGGAGGAGACGCAACCACUAAUGCUUGCGUUCCCUUAAAUAUGUAGCUAACAAAUAUUAACUGAACGACUGAUUACGCUAACGUUCCUGCGUAAAAUAUUUUUUUCUGAGAGACCAGUGCAGGACAUGAUCUGCACCUGACCAGCCUCGUGUCUUCACUGAAUGGACUGAUCAGCACGAGAUAAAGUUCGUCGCGCGCUGAAGAACUUCUGUACACUGGCAUCGGAAGCACUGCGCUUUGAACGGAUAGCGAUCUUUAUUAAUUCCAAUUAAAGCUACAUUAUCAAGGCGAGACGGCGACCUCAGUCGAUUAUCUUUCCUUCCUUUGCUAUCCCAUGGAUAUUCACUGCAAAGCAGACCCCUUCUCGGCGAUGCACCGGCACGGCGGUGUGAACCAGCUAGGAGGGGUGUUUGUGAAUGGCAGACCCCUACCUGACGUGGUCAGGCAAAGAAUUGUGGAGCUCGCGCACCAAGGAGUCAGACCUUGUGACAUCUCAAGACAACUACGGGUCAGCCAUGGCUGUGUCAGCAAAAUUCUCGGAAGAUACUAUGAAACCGGCAGUAUUAAACCUGGAGUUAUUGGGGGGUCCAAACCAAAAGUGGCGACGCCCAAAGUUGUGGAUAAAAUCGCAGAAUACAAGCGGCAGAAUCCCACAAUGUUCGCCUGGGAGAUCAGAGACCGACUCCUGGCCGAGGGCGUUUGUGACAACGACACAGUACCAAGUGUUUCAUCUAUAAACAGGAUAAUUCGAACCAAAGUUCAGCAGCCUUUCCAUCCAUCCUCCGAUGGCACAGGAACGCCUCUCACCACAGCGGGACACACUAUAGGUGAUCUUGAGAGCACUCCAUAUACGUUAACCUAUUCCUGUGCUCUUUCAGUGCCCAGCACAGCCUCCCCACCUGUGUCAAGCGCUUCCAAUGACCCCGUGGGGUCCUACUCUAUUAAUGGCAUCCUAGGAAUCCCUCGCUCCAAUGGCGAAAAGAGAAAACGCGAUGAUGUUCUCUGGAGUGGCAACCACUUGGAUGGGAGGAAAAUAGGAUAUUAUGGUUCAGAUGGCUCUGGCCCAAACAGUGAUUCUCAGGGUAGUGUGGAGAGUUUACGGAAGCACCUGAGGGCUGAUGCCUUCACUCAACAGCAGCUGGAGGCUCUGGAUCGGGUGUUUGAGCGGCCGUCAUACCCCGACGUCUUCCCUACGUCAGAACACAUCAAGCCAGAGCAGGCUAAUGAAUACUCGCUACCAGCACUGAACCCUGGACUGGACGAAGUCAAGCCCAGUCUGUCAACCAGCGUCAGCUCAGAUUUGGGCUCCAGCGUGUCACAGAGCUACCCGGUAGUGACAGGUCGAGACAUGGCGAGCACAACCCUACCAGGAUACCCACCUCACGUUCCCCCCACUGGGCAGGGCAGCUACCCCACCUCUACACUUGCUGGAAUGGUCCCUGGAAGCGACUUUUCAGGAAAUCCCUACUCUCACCCGCAGUACACAACUUACAAUGAAGCUUGGCGGUUCAGCAACCCCGCGUUAUUAAUGCCGCAUCCCGGGGCUCCGCCCCUCCCACUGCUGCCACUGCCUAUGACCGCCACUAGUUACCAUGGCAACCCAAUUAAACUGCAGGACCAUGGCCACGGCCUCCAUAUCGUACCAGUCUGAAUGGCGUUAAGGUCAGAGGGAUUGAAGAUGGCUACGCGAUCUUCAGUUUCACGGGGCCGAGAUCGGAUUAGGAGGGUCAAGCAACAGCGGGUUUCCCCCCCAGACAUCGACUAUACCCCCCUCACGCAACAUCAACACUAAGGCUCUCAUUCUCUAAAUCACUGAACAAUGACUGAACUAUUUCCUGAAAGACUUUGAAAGAUUCUACAAAAAUAUAUAUAUUAUACAAGAUAUAAAACAAGACGAACCGUGUGAAGAAAUACCAAGUAACAAUUGAUGUGUUGUUGUUUUUUUGUUUUCGUUCUCUCUUUAAAUCAAUCAAUACAUUCCUUUACAUACUGUAUUUAGUAUCACUAACAGAUCACACACACACACACACACACACACACACACACAAGGUUGCCUGAGGCCUUUAACGUAAUUUGCCCUCGUCCUACACCAUUUCACUAGUGUCUUACCUCUCACG